AUGGCGAUGCCAUCCCUUGCCGUCAUCGAAGCAACACCGGACACUACGCCCUUGGACACGCCUGAACGCUCUCCUUUCUUUACACGUGUUCAGCAAAUGUCGCCGGAUAGCAGGGAGCAUUAUGACCGCGAGAGGGUGAGGGAGUUCAUGACGAUGACUUUGGGAGAGAUGGUGGGAAUUACAGGGGAUCCCCUCUGGGAAUGUCUGAGGGAUGGUGUUUUGCUGUGUCGGUUUUUAAACGUGUUGUUUCCUGGAGCGAUCUUGAUGAUUGGGCAGCAGGAUGUCCGUUCAGUACAUCUCGACAAUAUCCGCAUUUUCCUGUCAAUGCUCAGAAAGUUAGGCGUACCGGAUGCUGACCUCUUCACUGUCCAUGACCUCUACGGUGGCCAAAAUCCCCAACAGGUGAUGCAUACGAUCUUGACAAUUGAGAAGAUGUUCUCGUCUCCACAUGUCACUGACAAAACCCUUCGGCUGUGUGGUAAUCGUCAACACAGCCAGCUGAACCUUAGGAAGUCUUCUGCAAUCGGUGCUUCUCUUGCGGCGCUCUGUGCGAAUGCUCAAGACGCUGAUGACUUGCUAUUGGCAAAAUUGAAUGGUUCACCUGUCUCCUCGCCUACUGCGGAACAUGGGACAUCACCUAUUGAACAAGCCUUCGCAAUGUUCUCUACGAACACUGUUAUUGAGAAACGUCCUAAUCGCCCACCGCUUUCAACACCACGUCUUCUUAAUCGCAGACGAGUGACCAUUGAUCUGGUUCCCGUUGUGAAAUGCGAAGAUGGCGAGCUUUCGUCCACCCCUUCCAACCCUCGCACACACCAUCGCAAGAACUCUGGCUCGAAUACGACAAUUCAGUCUAUUAUGAGCACAGACUCUUCUUCGUGCGAGACAAUCUCGCCUACGACGACAAGCCGUCCAAGCAGGUCCGCGAUGAUGAAGCCCAGGAGGCGGAGUUACAAUUCAUUCUUGGAUCCUCCUACACCAUCGACGCUGUUGGCACGUACCCCGGAACACGAGGUAUUACCGUCCAGUCACUCCGAACCGCAUUUGCCUAAGGACUUUGAGUUCCAGCUCCCACGUCGUCCGUCGGCACAGGCGGUGCGGGAGAUCAACUCGAGACCUAUCUUGGUCAAGAGGUCGACGUCGGAUAAGGCAUGGGAUGCAUCACCUCCCCAUCCGCAGCGAAUGAGUCUUGACUCUGCGUUUGCGUCGGCUAGUUCAACGGUUAACUUGGGACGCUCGAUGUCACUCACCUCCACGCUCACCGCUUCCCCGAUCCGGGAGAAACUCAGUAUCCAGGAUGUUGGUCAAUACCAAGUCGGGAACUGUAUCGGCCGUGGCCAGUUCGGUGCCGUUUACCGUGCGUUGAACCUUGACGAUGGGCAUAUCGUCGCCGUCAAGCGGAUACCGAUUGAUGAUCGGACGGACACAGAGGUGGAUGAUAUCAUGAAGGAGAUUGAUUUGUUGCGGAGGUUGAAGAAUCCGACGAUCGUGAGGUACGAGGGUUUUGUGAAAACGCCUGGCUAUAUGAAUAUCAUUCUUGAGUAUGUCGAGAAUGGAUCGUUGGCGAAUACAUUGAAGGCUUUUGGGAAUUUUCCGGAGAAGUUAGUGGUGAGCUAUACUGUCAAGAUUCUCGAGGGUUUAAAUUACCUUCACGAACAGGAGGUUGUUCAUUGCGACUUGAAAGCGGCCAAUAUUCUGACAACGAAGAGCGGACAUGUUCGUCUGAGUGACUUUGGUGUUAGUCUCAACCUGAAGGCGGUGGAGAAGAAGAACGAAGAUAUCAACGGGACGCCAAACUGGAUGGCACCGGAGGUAAUCUUGCUUCAAGGCGCUUCUCCAGCCAGUGAUAUUUGGAGUUUGGGCUGCACCAUCAUCGAGCUACUCACAACAAUGCCGCCGUACCACACGAUGAACGCCAUGUCAGCUAUGUUCAGGAUCGUCGAAGACGAUCAUCCCCCUAUACCAGAGGACAUCACGGACGAACUAAAGGAGUUCUUGAUGGCGUGUUUCAAGAAGGAUCCGGCUGAACGACCUACGGCGCAAGACUUGUUCCUUCAUCCUUGGAUCACGAUGCAGACUUGGUCUCCCGAGUUGAAGAAUCUACGGCCGCAGGAUUCUAUUCCAUUCUUGAGAAGGAUCAACACUUCGGACGUGCGUCCAAUGUCUGCGGCAAACCCAACGAAAGGAGCGGCGAAGAGGGGAAAGUUGUCGAAUUUGUUCUCGAGGAGCAAUGAGGCGUUGUCGAGUGCAGGGAUGACAGAGAAGAAGCGGCCUGUCACGGCGCCCUCUCUCGGUGCGAAUCUGCAGCCGAAUCAGAUGCCGGUGCACAGUUUCGUGAAGGCGAGCUUUAGUAAGACAGGCGUUGAGUGCAAGCUGUGCGGCAUGGCGCUCAAAAAGGCCAUCUUUUGUUCUUCUUGUGGUUUGAUCUGUCAUCAAAGAUGUAUCCACUCGACGCCGUAUCCUUGUCAGAGCAUGGAACCUCGACCCAUCUCGCAGAAUUACAACGAGGUCUAUGAGACAAAGGAAGACGUCUCACCACCACCUACUGCAUGCUUGCCGCCCAGUCCUACGACUGGACGACCCAACAUCUUCAACCGAUGGUCAGACAGAGGGCGGAACAGGCAUGCUACCAUGCCGCAUCCAGCAUCAGAUCACGGUACAUUCUUCAGCCGCGCUGUGAAGCGAUUGUCAGGAAACCACACCGUCGGCAAGGAACACUACCACGGCCACGAAGGAAACAAUCCGUUAGGAAUGGGAGGAAGUCAGAUAUGGGCAAAGACUGAUGAGCAGAAUUUGAGCAGGAUGGCUAUUGCAGCUGAACGGAAGAAUGAUUGCGUUAUCAUGUAG
Messenger RNA from Saitoella complicata NRRL Y-17804, 2847 nucleotides. Its product is annotated as kinase-like protein. Gene Ontology annotation, molecular function: protein binding; ATP binding; protein kinase activity. Bases 1 to 2847 code for a protein of 948 amino acids. The record is from RefSeq and is a predicted model, not a curated record. Gene Ontology annotation, biological process: protein phosphorylation. NCBI's taxonomy places the organism in Eukaryota, Fungi, Ascomycota, Saitoellomycetes, Saitoellales, Saitoellaceae. The transcript is spliced from 2 exons.